This is a messenger RNA of Mesorhabditis spiculigera, 870 nucleotides long. The record is from the annotation of a GenBank genome assembly. NCBI's taxonomy places the organism in Eukaryota, Metazoa, Nematoda, Chromadorea, Rhabditida, Rhabditidae.
AUGGCGGCUCAAAACGAUGGUCAAGGAAUUGCGGUACCAUUUACCAGCCGGCUGGCCCAACCCCUGCAGCUGGGGCAAACCAUCCAAAUGCAAGGAAAAAUUCUGCCAGAUGGGAAGAGGCUCGAGCUCAACUUGUUGAAGGGUGAUUCCAAGAUUGCUCCUGGACAAGGGCAGGCCUGCCUUCACGCCAACAUUCGCAUCGACGAAAAGGCCGUUGUGCUCAACUCGUUCCUGGAUGGAAAGUGGCAAAAUGAAGAGCGCGUUGGCAACCCGUUCGUUGCGGGCGAGCCAUUUGAUCUGCGCAUUCGGUGCAUGGAAGAUCAUUUUGAGCUCCGGUUGAACGGCGAGAAAGUGCACGAGUUCAAGUACCGCUGUCCUUUCGAGGAAACCGAAUUUUUGCAGGUCAAGGGUGACUGCACGCUCGAUGGUGUCCACUGGGGCGGCAAGCAGUAUAAGCUCCCGUGGGUGACGGCAUUCAAGGAGCAGAAGCCAUUGAAGCCGGGCAGCAAAAUCCAACUAUAUGUCGUCCCACGCGGCGAUCGCUGGAAUAUCGAUUUCAUCGCUCGAAACCAAGAUAUUCUAUUCCAUUUCAACCCGAGGAUGAAGGAUCAAAAGUUGGUCCGCAACGCGCACAAGGGAGGAUUCUGGAUGAAGGAAGAAUUGCCGUUCGAAGGGGAUUUCCCGUUCCAGAUCGGACAGGGAGCCGCAAUUUCAUUUUUGAUGGAGCCGGAGGUGUUCCAGGUGGAAAUCAAUGGAAAGCCGACCUGUACCUUCAAGCAUCGGGCUAAUAACCCGUUAGAAGACUACAUUGGAUUCCGUGUGGACGGAGAGGUCGAAGUCUCAUCGAUGGAUUUCCACUACCCAUCCGAG